CUGAAGCAGUCAUCUGGAAGAUGUACAAACAAGAAAGCUUUCCCCUGGUCACUAUAGUUUCACUUGGCGCCUGAAAACAGCACACUCUCUGAAGGGGAAUCUCACGUAACUUUACAUCAUUCCCGUUUACAUAGAAUGGCACAGACUGUUUUUUUUUCCCUCCCCCCACCCCCCUCCUCAUUGUAGGAUUCCGAACCGGCUAGAUCAAGCAUUUUUGUCAUUCCUCUAGGAUCUGGGAAGGAUUCUGACGUGGGAACAAAAGGCAAAGUAGGACUUUGGUCCAGUGUAUGUGUCAAUUAGGAUCAGCGCAGGGGUUUACCGUGUGGCCACCAGGCAGUGGAAGGAGAACAAUGAAUGGAAAACGUGCACAGAGGAUGCAGCCGCCACUGAACACGGGAGCUCAGACUGUGUUCUCUCUGCUUUCCUGGCUAGAUCACCGCCCAUGAAUUCGUGGCCAAAACCUCCCCGGAUAGAAAAAAAAAAACAGGUAUGGGCGAGCGUGCCCGCCGCUAACGCUUCCGACCUUUAUUGCACAUGUAACCGUGGGAUGCCAAGAAAGGCGCAAAAGAGGACAGCAGAACCAUGCUGAAGAAUUACCACCUGGUCUACAUUGGCCUGGAGCUGGCGAUCGCCUGUCUGGCCGUGGCCGGGAAUAUCCUGGUGUGCUGGGCCGUGUGUCUCAAUUCCAACCUGCAGAGCAUCACUAACUUGUUUGUGGUGUCGCUGGCGGCGGCCGACAUUGCUGUGGGCCUGCUGGCCAUCCCUUUCGCCAUCACUAUCAGUACUGGCUUUUGCGCCGACUUCCACGGAUGCCUUUUCAUCGCUUGCUUCGUCCUGGUGUUGACCCAGAGCUCAAUCUUUAGCCUGCUGGCCAUCGCCGUGGACCGCUACAUCGCGAUCAAGAACCCGCUCAGGUAUAACAGCCUGGUAACUAGCCAGAGGGCAAAAGGUAUCAUUGCAUUUUGCUGGCUCCUCUCAGUUGCCAUCGGUCUGACCCCAAUGCUGGGCUGGAAUAAAGGAUGGAACUCCACCACCGCUUCCACCAGCAGUUGUCCCGAAGGCUUGACCGAGUGCCUCUUUGAGGGAGUGGUUACACUGGACUACAUGAUCUACUUUAACUUCUUUGGCUGCGUGCUGCUGCCCCUGGUGGUCAUGCUGGUGGUCUACGCUCAUAUCUUCAUGGCUGCCCGGCGCCAGCUCCGUCUGAUGGGCCUCAAAAAGGUGGCCCCAGCUCCCUCUCGCGCUGAAAAAGAAUCGUCUUCGUUUCGCUCCACCCUUCAUAAGGAGGUGCACGCUGCCAAAUCUCUCGCCAUCAUCGUGGGCCUGUUUGCUUUUUGUUGGCUCCCCGUGCACAUCAUCAACUGUUUCAACUACCUGUGUGACAGCUGCCAACGUCCACACAUCUGGGUGAUGAACAUCGCCAUCAUCCUGUCCCACGCCAACUCCGUCGUCAACCCCUUCAUCUACGCCUAUCGCAUCCGAGAGUUCCGACAGACGUUUCGGAGAAUUCUCCACCAGCACAUUCUCGGCCAGAGGGACAACCGCUGCCUCUGGGUCGGGAGCGGCGAUGGCCGAGACACGAGGAGCAGCAGCAUCAAGCGGACUUCCUCGCGCAUCAGUAAAGAUGAUUCGUCGUGCGGCACCGUGGUCAACAGCUACGUCCUCGACUCCAGCCAGUGGACGUCGACGUUGGGCACUCUACCAAACAGUUGCAUACCCAAUGGAAACCUAACAACACAGCAGUCGGAAGGGACCAACAGUGAGGAAGUGAGAGACAUUGGAAGCGCUAUUUCCUUUGUCAAUGUUCAAGCUCUCUCCUACAUACAGACCCACUCGACGGAAUUGACAGAAGUGUCAUAGACACAACACAACACGUCUUAUCUAAUGCAGACGAUACAAAUAUUGGGACUGGAAAUAAAGGAAAUAGGAUUUAUGCAUUCCAGGGCAAUACCGCAGCCAUCAUGAAAAACACAUCAGAGGCAACAUCAUCAUGAAGGACUUUUGAGACUUUCCCAUUUCAUCAAAAAUCUGAGGGUUUUCUAUUGAACUUCAUAUUCAUUCAUGUGAUGUUGUUAGAAAUACAUACCAGCAUGUACUUUUUGUCAAAUAAAUGAACUGCAAGCAGAUAAUGUACAUGCCAACGG
This is a messenger RNA of Hippocampus comes (tiger tail seahorse), 2144 nucleotides long. Its product is annotated as adenosine receptor A2a-like. Gene Ontology annotation, biological process: adenylate cyclase-activating G protein-coupled receptor signaling pathway; G protein-coupled adenosine receptor signaling pathway. The transcript is spliced from 5 exons. Gene Ontology annotation, molecular function: G protein-coupled adenosine receptor activity. Gene Ontology annotation, cellular component: plasma membrane. Bases 583 to 1860 code for a protein of 425 amino acids. NCBI's taxonomy places the organism in Eukaryota, Metazoa, Chordata, Actinopteri, Syngnathiformes, Syngnathidae. The record is from RefSeq and is a predicted model, not a curated record.